This is a messenger RNA of Ficedula albicollis (Collared flycatcher), 1089 nucleotides long. It is a transcript of the gene LDLRAD3, whose product is annotated as low density lipoprotein receptor class A domain containing 3. The record is from RefSeq and is a predicted model, not a curated record. Gene Ontology annotation, biological process: receptor-mediated endocytosis. Gene Ontology annotation, cellular component: plasma membrane. Gene Ontology annotation, molecular function: protein binding. NCBI's taxonomy places the organism in Eukaryota, Metazoa, Chordata, Aves, Passeriformes, Muscicapidae. Bases 55 to 1011 code for a protein of 318 amino acids. The transcript has 5 exons.
CAACUGUUGCCUGGGAAUAACUUCACGAAUGAAUGCAACAUUCCUGGAAACUUCAUGUGCAGUAAUGGACGCUGUAUCCCGGGGGCCUGGCAGUGUGAUGGGCUGCCAGACUGCUUUGAUGACAGUGAUGAGAAGGAAUGCCCAAAAGCCAAAUCCAAGUGCGGUGCCACGUUCUUCCCCUGCGCCAGCGGGAUCCACUGCAUCAUUGGCCGCUUCCGCUGCAACGGCUUCGAGGACUGCCCCGACGGCAGCGACGAGGAGAACUGCACAGCAAAUCCCUUGCUUUGCUCUACUGCCCGAUUCCACUGUAAAAAUGGUCUUUGCAUUGAUAAAAGCUUUGUGUGCGACAGUCAGAAUAACUGCCAAGACAACAGCGAUGAAGAAAGCUGCGAAAGCCCUCAAGAGGCAGGGAGCGGCCAAGAUUACGUGACCUCGGAGAAUCAGCUGCUGUACUACCCGAGUAUCACCUACGCCAUCAUUGGCAGCUCUGUGAUUUUCGUGCUGGUGGUGGCCUUCCUGGCCUUGGUGCUGCACCACCAGCGCAAGCGCAACAAUCUGAUGACGCUGCCGGUGCACCGCCUGCAGCACCCCGUGCUGCUGUCCCGCCUCGUGGUCCUCGACCACCCGCACCACUGCAGCGUCACCUACAACGUCAACAACGGCAUCCAGUACGUGGCCAGCCAGCCCUACCACAGGCCAGUGGAGCUGGACUCCCCCCCGUCCUACUCAGAGGCCGUGCUCGACCAAAGCAGACCACCUUGGUUUGACCUUCCUCCACCACCUUAUUGUUCCGAAUCUGAGUCCCCUAACCAGCCAGACCUUCCUCCUUACCGCUCUCGGUCGGGAAGCUUGGCCAGCACAGACACCCCCACGGCAGAAAGUCCUGUGGGCACAUCAGACAGCUGGGCCAGAGACAUCCAUGGCAGCAUGGAUGGGCACAGAACUCUGCUGGACAGGACAGUGGAUCAGAGUGAUCCUCUGGUCAGCCACAUUGCUGAAAGAGAAGUGUAACUGCUCCAGUGGUUGGGAUGGCCAGAAGGCAAUUACUGUGUCUGUGUGGGUUAAGCUGCUGUGGCUAAUAGGUUUCAG